This is a messenger RNA of Plasmopara halstedii, 750 nucleotides long. Its product is annotated as Zinc finger, CCHC-type. Gene Ontology annotation, molecular function: zinc ion binding; nucleic acid binding. Lineage: Eukaryota; Oomycota; Peronosporomycetes; Peronosporales; Peronosporaceae. The record is from RefSeq and is a predicted model, not a curated record. The transcript has a single exon. Bases 1 to 750 code for a protein of 249 amino acids.
AUGCUCGACAACAUUAUCCACUAUUCGUCGUGUGAGCUGCUCACUGUACUAAUGGCAAAGUACGAAGCCAGACGCCUCGACUUCCUUGUUCAAGCUGAAGAGCUCGCGCAUUUCGCACAGUCUGUCAAAAGUGAUCCGAGAGGUCCUGCUUCGUCUGGAAAAGACGUCAUUGCGUGUAUCAUUGAGAGAAAACCACGCGUCGAAACACGAGCGUGUUUUGGAUGUGGCAAUGUUGGGCACAUUUUGGCUGCUUGCCCCCAACGGGAAGAAGAAGAAAACAUGAUGGUGCCAAGGGUGGCUGGAGGAGACAAGAAGAAGGCAGCUGUAUACUACACCUUGUGUGCGCAGGAUAGCGGCAUUCAAGACAAGGUCUGCAUUUUGGACAGCGCGUCGAGCCUGCAUCUCGUGAACAACGCAGUACUAGAUGCUCGCGAAUAUGAAGACCAGUGCUUAGUAGCUAACCCUCAGACUGCUGGUGGUGACUUGAAUGGGACUGGCCCGCUCAAACCUUGUGGAAGCCGUGUUAUUUUUCCGAACUAUUACUCGAAGCAGAACGCUGCCAACCAGCGUUCUGCUUCGAGUAAUGGCGCUCGCCAAGCCGAGCAUUGUUCGCCUAAUGAACGUCUACUACGCACCAAUGCUAGCUUGCGACAUAUUGUCGUACGACAAGCUAGAGCCAAAGGAUAUGGACUCGAGUAUACAAACGAUCGGCGAGCAAACAGAUCGCUCAGCACAGGUGACGUCGUUUGA